Messenger RNA from Ochotona princeps (American pika), 2642 nucleotides. RefSeq names its product beta-secretase 1 (gene BACE1). Lineage: Eukaryota; Metazoa; Chordata; Mammalia; Lagomorpha; Ochotonidae. The record is from RefSeq and is a predicted model, not a curated record. Gene Ontology annotation, cellular component: endosome; trans-Golgi network; membrane. Gene Ontology annotation, molecular function: aspartic-type endopeptidase activity. The transcript is spliced from 9 exons. Gene Ontology annotation, biological process: membrane protein ectodomain proteolysis; amyloid-beta metabolic process. Bases 604 to 2109 code for a protein of 501 amino acids.
CACCUUUCCCGCCAGGGUCCUGCAGGGUGGACUCCUCCUCGGCAGAGGGCACCGCAGACCCCUGUGCAGCUCCGGAAGCUGGGCUGCCUGCCAUGGGAAGACUACACUUCCCAGCGAUCCCAGGGAAAAGCGAAAACCCUUUGGCUUUGACAGCCGCCGCCACAAGUCUUUCCGCCUCUCCAGGCUGCCUGGGAGGUGGGAGCUGGAUUAUGGUGGCCUGAGCAGCCGACGCAGCCGCAGGCGCCCGGAGCCUCAGACCCGACCACGCCGCCCGGCCCAUUGGGAGGACCAGAAGAGUAGCAGCUAUCAAGCUGCCAUGCCAGCCCCUCCCAGCCCCUCGAGGGGCCUGAGCCCUCCGCUGGGGCUGGCCACCGCCAUCCAGAUGUAGCCGGGCUCUGGCUCCUCUUAUCUCCUGCUCUGCGGAUUUCUCCUGCCUUCUCUCCAGUGCCUGGACCCAGGGACCGGCUGAGAGGCCUUAUAGGCUCUGGAGUCCUGAUGUCUCCAAGUCCCCUCUCCUGAAAAGCUAGCAGCACCACCCAGACUUGGGGACACGCAACAGGGACGGCCGUGGGCCCUAGCAAGCCCAGAAGACCAGAGCCCACCAUGGCCCCAGCCCUGCCCUGGCUCCUGCUGUGGAUGGGCUCCGGCGUGUUCCCUACCCAUGGCACCCAGCAUGGCAUCCGGCUGCCCCUCCGCAGUGGCCUUGGGGGUGCCCCCCUGGGGCUCCGAUUGCCUCGGGAGACCGAGGAGGACCCAGAGGAGCCAAGCCGGAGGGGCAGCUUUGUGGACAUGGUCGACAACCUGCGGGGCAAGUCGGGUCAGGGCUACUAUGUGGAGAUGACCGUGGGCAGCCCUCCACAAACGCUCAACAUCCUGGUGGACACAGGCAGCAGCAACUUCGCAGUAGGAGCCGCCCCGCACCCCUUCCUGCAUCGCUACUACCAGAGGCAGCUGUCCAGCACAUACCGGGACCUCCGCAAGGGUGUCUAUGUGCCCUACACCCAGGGCAAGUGGGAAGGGGAGUUGGGCACUGACCUGGUGAGCAUCCCUCACGGCCCCAACGUCACUGUGCGUGCCAACAUCGCUGCCAUUACGGAAUCGGACAAGUUCUUCAUCAACGGCUCCAACUGGGAGGGCAUCCUAGGGCUGGCCUAUGCUGAGAUUGCCAGGCCUGAUGACUCCCUGGAGCCCUUCUUCGACUCCCUGGUAAAGCAGACCCAUGUUCCCAACCUCUUCUCCUUGCAGCUCUGUGGUGCUGGCUUCCCCCUCAACCAGUCUGAGGUGCUAGCCUCAGUUGGAGGGAGUAUGAUCAUUGGGGGAAUUGACCACUCGCUGUACACGGGCAGCCUCUGGUACACUCCCAUCCGGCGGGAAUGGUAUUAUGAGGUAAUCAUUGUGCGGGUAGAGAUCAAUGGACAAGAUCUGAAAAUGGACUGCAAGGAGUACAAUUACGACAAGAGCAUUGUGGACAGUGGCACCACCAACCUCCGACUGCCCAAGAAAGUGUUUGAAGCUGCAGUAAAAUCGAUCAAGGCAGCCUCCUCGACGGAGAAGUUUCCAGAUGGUUUCUGGCUAGGGGAACAGCUGGUGUGCUGGCAAGCAGGCACCACCCCUUGGAACAUUUUCCCAGUCAUCUCCCUCUACCUCAUGGGUGAGGUCACCAAUCAGUCCUUCCGCAUCACGAUCCUUCCACAGCAAUACCUGCGGCCAGUGGAAGAUGUGGCCACGUCCCAGGACGACUGUUACAAGUUUGCCAUCUCACAGUCAUCAACCGGGACUGUCAUGGGAGCUGUCAUCAUGGAGGGCUUCUAUGUUGUUUUUGAUCGAGCCCGAAAACGAAUUGGCUUUGCCGUCAGCGCCUGCCAUGUGCACGACGAAUUCAGGACAGCUGCAGUGGAAGGCCCUUUUGUCACCCUGGACAUGGAAGACUGUGGCUACAACAUUCCACAGACAGACGAAUCAACCCUCAUGACCAUAGCCUACGUCAUGGCUGCCAUCUGCGCUCUCUUCAUGCUGCCCCUCUGCCUCAUGGUGUGUCAGUGGCGCUGCCUCCGCUGCCUGCGCCAUCAGCAUGACGACUUUGCUGAUGACAUCUCCCUACUAAAGUGAGGAGCAGUAGGGGGCCGAAGACAAAGAUUCCCCUAGACCACAUCUGGGUGGUUCACUUUGGUCACAAGUAGGAGACACAGAUGCCAUCUGUGGCUGGAGCACCUCAGGACCCUCAUCUACCCACCGAAUGCCUCUGCCGUGACAGAAAAGAAGGAAAGGUGGUGAGGUGGAUUAUAGGACUGUGCCUGUAAGAAACAGGAAAGGGAAGAAAGAAGCAUCCUUGUGGCGAGAAUACUCUUGGUCAUCUCAUGGCUUAGUUGGAAAAUUCUGCUGCUUCAAACUUCAGCCCUGAAACCUCUGCCUACCAUCCCUUUAGAUUUUCCAACAACACACAGUAUUCUCCUUUUUUAGUUCCAGAAGAAAUGGUCUCACACCCAGGUCAUCCCAGUGUGAAUCCCUGUGGUACCCUGGCAGAAAAAAAGCCAAGCUUCUUUUCCUGCGGGACAAAAUGCAAAGUUUGCAAUUUGCUUUAGAGAUAGGGACUGUAUAAAUAAGCCUAACACUGGUGCAAAGACUGCCUCUUGAAUUAAAAA